This is a messenger RNA of Candoia aspera, 1556 nucleotides long. RefSeq names its product fibroblast growth factor 1 (gene FGF1). Gene Ontology annotation, cellular component: nucleus; cytoplasm. The transcript is spliced from 4 exons. The record is from RefSeq and is a predicted model, not a curated record. The coding region runs from base 361 to 828 and encodes 155 amino acids. Gene Ontology annotation, molecular function: fibroblast growth factor receptor binding; growth factor activity. Gene Ontology annotation, biological process: positive regulation of endothelial cell migration; cell differentiation; positive regulation of gene expression. NCBI's taxonomy places the organism in Eukaryota, Metazoa, Chordata, Lepidosauria, Squamata, Candoiidae.
CUGAGGCACGAAGCGUAACAUCAGCGAUUCCCAGGACUUUUCUUCUCCAACAGCACCAUUGCUGGAGUGGACACAGUUCUGGAAACCUGCCAAGGCCCUGAUAUGCAUGCUGUGGCCUGUCACGUUUGUUCUCCACAGUAACAGGGAGGGAAGAAGAAGGAAAGCACAGGCAGCAUCCGAGUGAAACUGUACAGGCAGCAGGGUGAGAGAGCGAAACCUGCAGCUGUGCUGGCACACCUCCCUUUUGCUCCUCAGAUCAUACAGGUUUUGCUUCCUGAUCCAGACGGUGAAAACUUCAGCUCCGUCAGCUGGACUUCCCUCUAGCAGGACUGAAGGCCUGAGUCCAAGGAAGGGAAAGAGAUGUCUGAAGGGGAAAUCACAACAUUUACUGCCGUGACAGAAAAAUUUGAUCUGCCAAUGGGAAAUUACAAGAAGCCCAAGCUUCUUUAUUGCAGUAACGGAGGUCACUUCCUGAGGAUACUUCCCGAUGGCAAAGUGGAUGGCACAAUGGACCGACAGGACAGACACAUUCAAUUACUGCUCAGCACAGAAAAUGUGGGUGAGGUGUAUAUAAAGAGCACUGAAUCUGGACGAUACUUGGCUAUGGAUGCCAAUGGACACUUAUACGGCUCGCAGUUGCCAACAGCAGAGUGUUUGUUCCUGGAAAGGAUGGAAGAAAACCAUUACAAUACUUACACGUCAAAGAUGCACGCAGAUAAGAACUGGUUUGUUGGCUUGAAGAAGAAUGGAAAAAGCAAACUGGGACCGCGGACUCAUUAUGGCCAGAAGGCAAUUCUUUUCCUUCCUCUGCCAGUGUCACCUGAUUAGAUCACACCCCGCUCCCGCUUAGAAGUUAUCCUUUAAAAUUAAGCGGCCAGUAACCUUUCCGCUUUGUCCCCUCUGAUUCUUUCUCACACUGGAAACAAAAAAAGAUGGGACACAAAGUACAUGAGAUGAAAAACACACACUGAAUCUCUAAAACAUCCAUUCAGCCCCAACAAUAUCUUGGCAUACCAUAGCAUUACCUACAAAAUAAAUCAAUCAACAGUCCUAGAAAAGCAUUUAUCUUAGGGUACAGUUCCCAUAGCCAUAAACAGCCUAUAAUAAAGCUUCCCAUUUUGAAAGCACAUAUUUAGAACAUGUGGUCUGUUUCAAAGUUAUGUAAGACAGCUUUUAAGAAUACUUGCAUAUCUCACAGAAGCAUAAUCAAACAUACUUAAACUAUCCUACCGUUUAAAACAAAUAGACUGUAUACCAAGGACAAAGAAAAGCUAAUAUUUUCUUCUUUUAGUAAUAUUGCUUUGGUUCUUAUUUCUGAUGUAUGAAAUAUGUAUGUUUAUUUAUUAUGUAAAAGUGUAUUCACUUUAAGCUGUUCCAUUUUAACCAGAGACAAUAAUUGGUAUAGAAUAUAUAAUUCCCCACCCCCAAAUGGUUUAAAUCACAGGAGCUUAUUACAAUCAGACUGAAAAUUAUACAAGUCAAUCAGACUGAAAUCAGUGCUGUUUAAAUGUUUAACUGUGUGCCUAAAUCUCAUGACUUAAAAAUGUGGGUCCAUG